CCCCGACUGCGGGGAGAUUGAUUCAUUUGCAUAAGUUGUGAGCGCUGGCGAAAACGUAAAGACUGACCGUGAGUCAAACUUCUGUUCGGCAUUUUAGCUCCAUGACCGGGACUCAAACCCGGCCAUAAAUAUGAAAGUCUGUAACAAGUCCACCUAUCUCACAACACCUUGUGACAAAAAUUGCCUAAUUCCCGAUGACGACCGAAAAUGGUGGUAUUUUCUGUGUACUAGCCUCGCGAUAUUUCUUGUAGGACUCGCUGUUAUUUAUAGUACUAGAGUUUUAAUACGGUCGUGUAACCUUAGAAAAAGAAAGCUAGGCCCUUCUAGUAAGGCAAAGGCGAAGGAUAAAAAUGGCUCAAGGGAAGAUCCACAACCUGGACUUUAUCUUCGCAUCAAAGAGCAGGCUGGAACCCUGCUAACAGCACAAACCUUCAAAGGACGUUGUUUUGUCAUCGUUUCAUUUUUAUUUAAUAUUUCAUAUGUGGCUCUGUACAUCGUCGAGUCUGGAUACCCUGUUGAACAUUGUCUGGAUUUGAAUGCACAAGUUUUAUGGCUAUUCGAAAUAGCUUUAAAUGCAUUUUUCGUUUUGCACUUUAUAUUACGGUUUCUUGCCGCGAAUGACAAGAUGCUGUUCUGGUGUGAUCCUCUCAGCCUUGUCGAUUUCUUUACUGUCCCUCAAGUCUUCGUUUCCAUAGUGAUCAAGCAAAACUGGAUCGGGCUGCGUUUUCUAAGAGCCAUGAUUUUCAUCAAACUGUCUGACAUCUUACAGAUAUUGGGGCUUGUAUCUUCAAGCUCUGGCAGCACCCUUGCAAAGAUGCUUGGGAAUUUAUUAGCACUUCUAUUCGCAUUUGGAGGCUUGGUCCAUUUGCUUGAAAACACAGGGGACCCAUGGGAUUUCUCGGUGCGCCAGGAUUGGAACUACUACGAGUGCAUCUACCUACUUGUGGUAACGAUGUCAACAGUUGGUUAUGGUGACUACUCGCCUAAUACCUACGUUGGAAGAUUUAUCAUGAUGAUAUUCAUCUGCAUAGGCCUGGGUAUUUUUGCAACGCACAUUCCGUACUUCAUGGAGUAUUUCGCCUCUCACACACCCUACCACGCGACGUACAAAAUAGCCGAGGGAAGAAAACAUAUCGUGAUCUGCGGGCACAUCACACAAGAUACUGUUGAUAAUUUCUUAAGAGAUUUUCUCCACGAGGACCGGUCAAAUAUUAACACUAAUGUGGUCAUCUUGGGAAGAACUUUCCCUGAUCCGGAGCUGGAACGAAUAAUCAAGAAAAAUUUUGUCCACGUGUCGUACUUCAUCGGGACGGUUUUGUCCGCCGAGGACUGUAGGCGAGUUAAGAUGCUGAGGGCAGAUGCGUGUCUUGUUCUUUGUAACAAAAGCUGUGCCUCACCUGACAAAGAGGACGAAGAAAACAUCAUGAGAGUUGUUGCCGUCAAGAAUUAUCACCCCGAGAUCCGGGUUAUCAUCCAGUUAUUGCAGUUUCACAACAAGUCGUAUCUACUCAACAUCCCAUCUUGGGACCCGAAGCUCGGUGACGAUGUGGUUUGUGUUGGAGAGCUUAAGCUUGGGUUUAUCGCACAGAGCUGUUUGUCUCCUGGCUUCUCCACCUUGCUCGCAAACGUCUUCUCGAUGAGAUCAAAUGAAUCGAGCACGGAACAAGAAGAUACCUGGCGCACAUGGUACAUCCGGGGUACUAACUGUGAGAUGUACACGGAGACGCUUGCGUCAACGUUCAAAGGCAUGAAAUUCAAGCAAGUCGCCGAAAUCUGUUUCGAAAAAUUAAAUCUGCUGUUGAUUGCCGUGGAAAUAACCAAAUCCGACGGAGAAAAGACGUUUGCGGUAAACCCUUCAGAGAAGUCUAUGACAAUUGCCAGCAAUACAAGGGGAUAUUUUCUCGCGGGAUCUUCACACGAAGUCAAAAGGGCGUUGUAUUACUGUCAGUCAUGCCAUAGCACCAUCACAGAUCCAGAAAUGAUUCGUGAAUGCGACUGCUCCAGACAGUCGCCUGCUAAGGAUGAUGAUGAUGAGGAAUUUGGGUUUCUUCUCACAACUCAGAUGCAACGCAAACAGCGUAGAGACCCUUCGGUUGCCGCAAGCAACAAGACUUUUCAGCCAGAAGACGACAACCCUAACGAGAACACAGUGGCGCUCAAGGCUACGGAUGACGAUAACGCCACCCGACUGUCAGCACUUAACCGGAUCCCGAACAAGAACAAAGGCAGCUACAAAGUGCUGAGCAAGCUCAAAGCUGCGGUCGAAGAAGCGAAAGACACUCGCGCCACACUGCUGACACCUCUACCAGGCUCCGCUGCGCAAAGUGAUCAGCAACAGGAAGAAAGCCUGCGAGAACAGCAACCCGUAGUCGGUGGCGAUCCCGCCCAAAUCAGGUUUGACGUGACUGGGACAUUCUACUGGGUCGCGGCCAAGCCCUUUGACGAGGCUAUAUUGACCCGUGAGAUGGCAUCCAACGUUAUCUUCACUCAUCACAUACUGGUUUGCGUGUUCAAUAAGAAGGAAGACCCUCUUGUCGGCCUCCGCAAAAUGGUUAUGCCACUGAGAGCAAGCAACUUACAUCGAUCAGACCUUAAAAAGAUAGUGUUCCUUGGAGAUAAAGAUUACAUGAAACUUGAGUGGGAAGAAAUAUGCAACUUCCACGAGGUGUAUAUCCUGCCGGGGUCGCCAUUCUGUCGAGCUGACUUGCGAGCAGUGAACGCGAAUUUGGCAGACAUGGUCGUUUUUCUGUCGGGAACGGCUGUGGAUCAAGCGGGUGACCCGAGGCUUGCCGACAAGCAAUCGAUUCUGGCGUCGCUCAACUUGAAGGCAAUGUCGUUUGACGACGCAAUCGGACUCACCAGGUCAGACACUCGAGAUGCAUUUAUCGGCCUUCCCGACGCAAACUUCGAAAAGGCGAAGGUUGAACGGAGGGGAUCGGCUUUCGGGUGCAACAUACCGAUGAUCACCGAGAUCGUCUACGAUCGCAAUGUUCAGUAUCUCGACAUCGAUGAUGAUGACGAUGAUGACAUGGAACUUUACCUUAGCCAGCCUUUUGCUUGCGGUACAACAUUCACUGCCUCUGUGUUGGACUCGCUUAUGAGCUCGACUUACUUCAAUGGAGACAUUCUGACACUGGUGCGUAACCUGGUGACUGGUGGAGUGAACCCGAUCCUGGAGGAGCAGCUUGCCGAGGGUGAUGGACUCAAGGGAGGCUACGAUUUCCCCGAGACGGCGGAGAUACGCGGUAGAUGCAAGAUCACGCAGGUCUCACUCUACGAUGGACCUCUCGCGCAGUUUGGGGACGGUGGUCUGUAUGGAAGCAUGUUUCUUCACGCGCUCAAGUUCUUCUCUAUGAUUUGCCUUGGUGUCUACAGAUUCCGCGACAGUAACAGCAUGAUGACCGCACCUUCAUCCAAGCGUUACGUCAUAGCAACCCCUCCGUACAGCUUCGUCCUACAGCCCACCGAUCUGGUCUUCGUGCUAGCGCAUUCCAACGAAGAACUGGACCGAGUCUUCGCUAAGGAGUGAGUGACCAGCGUGCACAUGGAUCUCGCGCAUGCGCCGACUGGCAAGACGCCAGGGACUGGAUCAACGUCCACGUCACUCUCGUCUCAUGUUACGUCACUUCCAGUCACGUCACUUCCGGCAAGGCAUUCGCGUUCGCGGUGAAAUGGCAUCGGGGAAAUAAGUGGAGAUGGAGAAAUUUAACAAAUAAUUUAUUUUCGAAAAUUUUGCGGCCACUUGAUGUUAUUGUCAAGUGGAACGUUUUGUAUACUUUUGGCAGUAAGGUUUAGUAGGAUGAUAUUACCUUGCCUUACCCGUGUUCAGCUGUAGUGCAAGUAGAAAGUGACUGUAUUGCUGAGGGUAUCGUUGAUAUAGACGCUUUGAUAUGCGAAACCUGUGGUGAUAUUCAGGUCCCUGAGGAUAUAGAUAGAACAGGAGCUGGGAUUUGCUGUGAGAAAACGUUUAGCUCCUUUAAUUGGAAAUGUUUUCACUAAACAACGGUCCCUAAAAGACUAGAUUGGGGGACAAACACGGGAGUCUAAACCCCAUUCAGGUCCCGGGGGCGGAUCUAGCUUUUCGCUAAAGGGAGGGGGGAUUUCGCUGAGUGACAAAGGGGGAGGGGGUAUUUUUUUUGUUACAUGUGGCCCUCUGGACGCCCAAAGGGGGGGUUAAAUCCCCUAAACCCUCCCCCUAGAUCCGCUACUGGGUCCGGUGGUAAUGCUUUUACAAAAGGCUUAAAGUGCCUGUGGGUUCUAUAACGACUGAGGUAUAUCGUGUUGGGUUAGGGGGGAAGCCGAGAUAUUUAUUAGGAGGGGGGAUAAAAUAUAUCUCUUAUGCGCACAUACACACAUGUGCUUAUACUGUAGUAUUAUGCAAAAUGUGUUUCAAAGACGUGUACAGGUGUCGCAUGACCAUGCUUCUAUGUGACAUUGUUGUAAGACUUUUUUAUACGUCUGGUACAUGUUUUACGUGUGUGUGAGCAAUGUUAUAGUGUAUAGUAUAUAUAGUACAAUGUGUUUCAAGUACGUGUAGCAUGGAUGUGCUUUUAUGAGACAUUGUAAAACUGUGUUAUAAAUGUGAUAGUUGUAUAUAUACUGUAUAGCAUUUAGUACUGUGUCAAAAAGACAUGUAGCCUGAGCGUGUUUAUGGACUUUGCCAUAAAUGUGAUACAUGUGUAUAGUAUAAAGUACAUUAUGUGUUAAAAAGACGGGUAGCAUUAAUGUAUAUUCAUGUGACAUUGUUGUAAGACUUUGUGAUGUGUGGUAAAUGCUGUACAAGUAUGCGUAUAGUGUUAUAUAGUACAUGUUUUACAAACACGGAUAGCAUGAAUGUGUCUAUAUGUGAUGUGGUUACAAGUCAUAAAUGUGAGUCUGUUGUUAGUGUAACUUCUGUGUUUGUCAAAAAGCUCUGCAAACCUGAUAUACCCCUAUCCAUGAAAUUUAACUUUUGAGAUGUGUGACUUCCUUCUGAUAAUUUGGACUUCCUUUUUGAAUUAACGUCUGACCCCUGUGUAUUGUGCUUUGUCUCGACACUGCCCCACUCUUGCUCCACUUCUGUAGAACACAAGACGCCCCUAACUGUAUGACAUGUGAUGUAGCCUGAUUAUCGGGCACGUACGAGAGUCCGCCUUUGUUCCCCUCUCUCCCUCCACCACAGCGUUAUCUAGAGAGAGGGAGAGAGAAAGAGGGUGGAAGGGGUGGAAAAAUGGGGAAAAAGAUUGGAGGGUGGAGAAAGGGGAAGAAUGGUGGAGAGGGGUAAGAUUUGACAUCUCCACUGACUCAUAUUACAAUUGAAGAAGAACAGCUGAAUAUGACGAAUACAUUGCGGGGUCGUAGCUUACAGGUAUAACAAUUAGAGUGGAAAUCCCCCCUCCAGCUAGCAGUGGAAGCUUGGAUCCUCUUACAAAAAUAAAUCGUAUUUUCGUGUUGUCUUCUUAGGGGUUUGUGUUGUAUUACAGGAAUAACAGUUAAACGUAUUUAUAUGAAACACUUAUGCUACGAGGCUACUUUUUUGUUAAAACUUUGUGUGGACGAAUUGACUCUAUUUUUGUGGACGAGUUGACACUAUUUGUGGACGAGUUGACUCAACUUGUGGACGAAUUCGUUGUGGACGAAUCGGUUUGUGGACGAAUUGACUGGAUACCAUAUCAAUGUAGUAAUGGAAACAUCAAAUCAAAAUGUCUAUAUCACAGAACCCUCACUAAUACGGGCACGUAGAUAAGCGUUAUCCGUAUAGGUCGUGCUCCAAAACGUCUAAAUCAAUGCCUUUAACCUCAUUAAUACGGUCACGCCUAUUAUAAUAUCAUCCAUGUUUUAAUAUUUAACUUACUUUUCAUAAGCGGUCAGGCCUGCCAAGCCUGGGAUUGGUGGAAAACAGUUUCAUAAGUUACCUCUGCCUUAUGGGUGUCACGCUCAGUAAUGCUUGCCGAGUGUCACGCAUAUUCGAGGCUGAGGGUCACGUAAUAUGGUUGAAUACUCAGUCAAGCAGAGCCAACCAUUUGCUCAUACAAACUACCAAUUUUCACGUUUUCAUUGACAAUCAUAUUUAACUCACCGGCAUUCAAUUUUACGUCUCGGAAACUUUAUUUCACAAAAUUAUUAAUGAAUUGCUUUCAAUUUAAGGAAACAAUUCUCUGAGUAUGCGCACAAUGGACUGUAACAAGAAGUCCCAAAAUAGAGUUAUGAAAGCAUGUCGAAUGCAUGGAAAAUUCCAAGAAACAAAUCCACAUGUUCGACGAUACAAUGAUACUUUAUAUAAAACGCUUAAAGCGUAUGCAAGUGUAUUGAUAUAAGGAUGUUAAAGUAUGAAUCAAGUGUUUUUAAAUUCAAAAGCGUUCGACCUAUCUCUGCAUACAUUAGUUUUUAAUGCAAUCUUAUAAGUCUGCCUUAAAAUAAAAGUUUCAUUUUGAUUUUUACCAAUCAAUUCGUAGAUGGUAUUAGAAAAAGUUUAGAUAGCUCAAUUAAGAGAUACUAGGGCUUGGUAUGUUUUAAAGACAGUGUCACAAAUUUCCAUUAGGGUUUGAAUGGCAAAAAUAUAUACGAUGUAAAUUAAAAAGAUGUUGAAAAACUUGAUAAGCUAUUUAAAAAUAAUGUUUUGACGACAAGGAUAAGUAAAACAUUGGCUGAUUUAGACAUGUCUUUGCCCUGAAUUACACACUACAACUUUCGAAGUCGAGGAUCGUAAGCGGAGUCGUAGGCUGAUUUCCACUCUACGACUCGCGAGUUGUUGAGGUGUCUCGGGCAAACUGUUUUAUUGUCGACAUCGUUCUAUACUAUAUUCAGAUUACUUUAAAUAUAUUUAUUAAUUUACUGAUGACCGACUUCAUCCGACUGGCUUGACGGUAAUAGAAAAUCUGAUGACAGGGCUUGAUGGUUGAAUCGCAUGUCAUAGUGAAUCAACCGUCUUUAAUUGAUAUUUUCUUCUUCUAAAGAUCCGUCACACAAGUCGGAAUCGUUUAUUUAUAACGUUUCAUCUCUGUAAAAUUUUUAAAUUUGUAUAAAGAUUAUGUAAAGCCUAUUGUUGUAAAUAAUAUGGUGCAAUAAAUAAGCCCUUGUCACAUGA
Molecule: messenger RNA, 7066 nt
Organism: Nematostella vectensis (starlet sea anemone)
Lineage: Eukaryota; Metazoa; Cnidaria; Anthozoa; Actiniaria; Edwardsiidae
Product: calcium-activated potassium channel slowpoke
Exons: 34
Coding region: 131-3529 (1132 amino acids)
Biological process (GO): transmembrane transport; potassium ion transport
Cellular component (GO): postsynaptic membrane
Molecular function (GO): large conductance calcium-activated potassium channel activity
Source: RefSeq, a predicted model, not a curated record